Messenger RNA from Strongyloides ratti, 738 nucleotides. Its product is annotated as DnaJ homolog subfamily B member 9. The transcript has 2 exons. The record is from RefSeq and is a predicted model, not a curated record. Bases 1 to 738 code for a protein of 245 amino acids. NCBI's taxonomy places the organism in Eukaryota, Metazoa, Nematoda, Chromadorea, Rhabditida, Strongyloididae.
AUGAAAGGUCUUUUAAAGUUUUCAUUAUUUUGGAUAAAAAAAAGGUUAAGGAUGCCACAAGAUAAAACUCAUUACACAGUUCUUGGAGUAUCCCAGGAAGCAACUCAAGAUGAGAUAAAAAAAGCUUAUAAAAAACUUGCUUUAAAAUAUCAUCCUGAUAAGAAUCCUUCUGGUGAAUAUCGAUUUAAAAAAAUAUCAAACGCAUAUAAGGUACUCUCAGAUCCUAAAAAAAAAUUAGAUUAUGAUACUUCAUUACGCCAACCAGAAGAUGAUAAUGAUAGUGAUUCACAAAUAAUAAAUGUAAAUUUUUCAUACCAAAGUACUCCUGGAUCUAUGUCAUCUUUCUCUUUUACAAGCACCUCUGGCUUUAACCCUUUUGCAAAUACUUCUGGAUUUAAUCAUUUUGGUAGAAGUUCUCGUGGACGUGAAAAUUUCCAUCCAGAUACAAAUGAUUUAGCAUCUGAAUUUUUCUCAAACUCACCAUUUGGUCCUGAAUUCCAUUUCUUUAAUUCAUUUUCAAGACAAUUUGGAGGUUCAGGUUUUAAUAAUGAUAUAAUCGAUCAAUUCUUUGGUACAUUUUCACCAAAUAGUCGUGCAAGACGGCCUAACUUAAAUCACCAUCAUAAUCUUGGUGGUUCAAAUUUAUUUAGAAAUAAUGCAUUCCCUGAUCCAUUUGAUUUAGAUAUAAAUUCUUUCAUUGACCAAUUUUUAAUGGGUGACAUGUUCCCUCGUCUUUAG